This is a messenger RNA of Acanthoscelides obtectus, 989 nucleotides long. The record is from the annotation of a GenBank genome assembly. Lineage: Eukaryota; Metazoa; Arthropoda; Insecta; Coleoptera; Chrysomelidae.
CUAUUAUGUAUUAGGUCAAAAUCAAUAACUUGAUAACCUUUCAACGAAUUUUUACCUUCAUCAUUAUCCUAAACAUCUCUAGUGCGUAGUGAACAUUUUAAUAGAAAUGCUUCUAAGAAUACUCAUUCUCGGGAUAUUGCAAUUGUGUUUUUGUGACCACGCAACAUUCAAAAAUACUUAUAUUUUUAUACGACGGUUCGGGGAAAACAGUGGUACCAAUUUGACCGUUGAAUCGGCUGGUAGUUUGAACGAUUUUUUGUCGAAAGAACAUCCCAGAAGCGAGCAUUUCCACAGUAUUAUUUUGAAAGGUCAAAAUGUCCCCACGCUUCACAAUGGAUCUCUAGCAGAUUUGGUGAUAUUGGAUACGCUUUCAAUUGAAUUUAGCAAUGUUCACGAGAUCCAGCCAGGUGCUUUUAGGAACUUGACGUGCAGCGUUAUGUCUCUGAAAGGAAACAACAUAAAGGAACUAAGAAGCGACGUCUUGACCGGAUUGAGCCUCAAAGGUCUCGACUUGAGCCAAAAUGGCCUCUCUACGAUAUCAGAUUCCGCCUUUCACCAAAUGCAAAGUCUCUUAACUAUUAACCUGUCACACAACUCAAUCUCAACCUGGAACGUUAAUUGGUUCAAAAACAACGAUAUGCUGAUGCAGAUUCUGAUACAAAACAAUACCAUCAAAACCCUUCCGGAGUUCUCUUUCAGCAAUUUGGCGGGAGAUCUGCCCAUAGCUCUGGUGUUCAGCCAUAACAGAAUAUCCAAAAUCGAUACAAAUGCCUUCCGGGGCAUAAAAACCAUUAUCAAAUUGGCCUUGGAUAACAAUUUGAUUGAGGAUAUUGGAAAUAGCACACUGAAUGGGAUCAGCAUUUAUACGUUGAGGAUCAACAAUAAUAUGAUUAAGUGUUUGGAAGGAGAUCUCGACAAUAUCCUAGGUGAUUUUUUACUUUUACCCAUACUUAAGUAUAGUCUGGGAUUGCAUUUACCCUAAAUUGUCC